AUGCCACGUCUGACAGCUCAACGUGGACCGUACUCCUAUCAUGAUUUCGAUGAACUCUCGUCUUGCAACGACACGAUCCUCUUCACGCUUAACGUUCAAGCUAGCACUGAGACUCCUCUUAUCAAGGCUUGUCUCACCUCGAAAAGCGGUCCACAGAUGCAGGCUGGUGCUUUCUACGGUCUUCUUCAGAAUAACGUGACGAGCACUCCAUCUCCAGACAUGGUACCAGAACUUUUGGUACCCAAGGAGAAGAUGGUAGCCUCGGAAGACGGUUCUUGUGGUGCCUUGCCUCAGGAAGCUACUCUUGAAGUCGAGACAAGGUGGUCCGGUCAAGGCAGCGCUAGUGCGGACAAGAUUUCCGCAGCCCUCUCACAAUUGCAAGAAUAUUUUCGCAAGUCGGCAAGCUGCGGCAGGGACCUCAUGUUCGCCCGUUCCUCAGUUAACGUAGUAGUAGGCGCUUUUGCGGGAGGUGAUAUACUCAAGUCCUCAGUUGCCGACACCAUAGGUUCCUACUCCGAGUCUAUCCUCGAAGGCACUAUCCCAGCACGAUUCGCCGUGCAGACCACAGGCGCGCAGAAUGGCAGCUCAGCCCAGGCUCAGUUCGACACCCGUCUUGGCUUCUUUGCUGAUCUGACUGGCAACGUGACAUCCGUACAAGGCUUUUUAGCGAGUUAUAUCAACAACGUCGGUAAGGGAAUCGACCUUCAAGAUAUGGAAGGUGGAGAAGCUCCCGUUUCCAUUCCAAUAACUAUCCUCGGAUCGCCUGUCGCAUCCAACACCACAAGAUCAGGCCGCUCAGUACAUCCCCGAGCUUUAUGCCGCGACAUACAGGUCAUCAAAGAUGACAGUUGUGCUUCCCUAGCGUCGAGAUGUGGAAUCUCAGGUUCCGAUUUCACCAAGUACAACAGCAAGACGAGCAAUCUGUGCGCCACUCUCAAGCCCAAGCAAUAUGUCUGCUGCAGUCAAGGAGACCUCUCUGAUCAUACCCCCCAACCCAGUGGGGAUGGUACUUGUUUCACCUAUGAGGUCAAGGCCGACGAUGGCUGCUGGUCGAUAGCAGAAAGCUUCGGUAUCGACCAACAACGUAUUGAAGAAGUAAACAAGAAGACGUGGGGCUUUGCAGGUUGUAGUGCGUUGAAGGAGAAAGCAAUCGUGUGCCUUAGCAAGGGCAACCCCCCUAUGCCUGCGCAAGAUCCCUCUAUCAUCUGCGGUCCCCAAGUCGUCGGAACGCAACGUCCAGCCAAUUGGGACGACAUUGCGAAGUUGAACCCGUGUCCCUUGAACGCCUGUUGUGACGUAUGGGGCCAAUGUGGCACAACCGACGAAUUCUGCACUCGCUCUGACGUCGAUGAUGAACACAUCGGUACUGCUAAGCCCAACACGAACGGAUGCAUCUCGAAUUGCGGUACAAAGAUCGUGAACAACGCCGCUGGGCCAGCCCAAUUUGCACAUGUAGGCUACUUUGAGGCCUUCAAUAAUGAGCGAGAUUGCCUGCAUAUGGACAUAACACAGAUGGACACCGAGACUUAUACCCAUAUACAUUUCGCUUUUGCCACAAUAGGGAAAGACUAUUCGAUUGCGAUGACUGAUGGCGUCAAGAAGCAGUUCGACAAGAUGGUAGCAAUGGAAAGCAAGGCGAAGAAGAUUCUGAGUUUUGGCGGCUGGUCCUUCAGCACUGAUCAUGAUACAUCGCCCAUCUUUGCAACAGGCGUAUCUGACGCCAACCGUGAAUUAUUCGCUACUAAAGUGGUUCAAUUCCUCAAGGACAACAAACUCGACGGACUGGACUUCGACUGGGAAUAUCCUGGCGCCACCGACAUCGCAGGUUCAGUGCCCGGUUCUCCUUCAGAUGGCUUAAACUAUCUCAAGUUUCUGAAGUCCGUCAAAAGUAAACUGCCAUCGGACAAGUCACUCUCUAUUGCGCUACCAGCUAGCUAUUGGUAUUUAAAGGGAUUUCCCGUCAAACUCAUGUCCGCGGUUGUUGAUUAUUUUAUUUAUAUGACGUAUGAUCUGCACGGGCAAUGGGAUUAUGGAUCGAAAUUUUCCAACCCCGGCUGCAAGACAGGCAACUGCCUACGCAGCCACGUGAACAAGACAGAGACAGAGACAGCACUAAGCAUGGUUACCAAGGCAGGCGUGCCUUCCAACAAGAUCAUGGUAGGUGUAUCAAGCUACGGUCGCAGUUUCAAGAUGGUAGAUCCAACAUGUACUGGGGUAAUGUGCAAGUUCAGUGGAAGUCCCAAACUAAGCAACGCGGAACCGGGAGAAUGUACCGCCACAGGCGGCUACAUCGCUGAUGCGGAAAUUGCAACCCUGAUUGAGAACGGGGAAUUCGAUGGAACCGGCAAUGUCAAGACAUGGUUCGACGAUGCCAGCGACUCAAACAUCAUGACGUGGAAUGGUAACUGGGUAGCUUACAUGGACGAUUUCACCAAGUUUACCCGCACCAAGUGGGUGAAAGAACUCAACUUUGGCGGCACCUCAGACUGGGCUGUCGAUUUGCAAGAGUACAAAGACAGUGUAGACGACGACAAUAGCGGGUCCGAUCUCGGUGAUGUGCACGAUGAAGAUUGUAUUCAGGAGUAUGCCAACCUCGACGCUCUUGUGGCUGACCUCGAUAACGUCGCGGGCGUAUGCGCCGCCGAAUAUGCUGUUGGAACUAUGUCGACUCUGCUGGAUGAGACACUCAAGAAAUUCGAUGAAAUCAAACAGGACUACGAUGGUAAAUUCGGAUAUUACGCUUCUUGGAUCGAUGAGCUUGUCAACCCACAAUUGGAGAAUUGGAUGAAUAACUUCUUCAUGGGAGAAGAGAACAAGACUGGCCUUGGCAAUAGGUAUUUCGACUGCAAGUACGAAAAGAAAGGCAACAAGUAUUCGGGCCCAUGUCCCGUGCCCUAUUCUCUCAUGCGAAAGGACUCCUGGGAUGACCCUGAGUAUGGCUACGAAAGCUGGGACAUUGAAUACACCCUCCGUGACAAAGACGGCUACGAGAAGGCACUAGGAAGAGAUCUGGGCAUAUCAGCCGACUGGAUCGUUUUCAAAGACACCGAUACUUACCCCGAAUGCGAGGGCGCACCGGAUGAUUGUACCGAAGUACAUCAAUGGCGGCGAAAGGAUUUUCCACGCAAAAAGGACAAAAUCAGUGUGCCAGAUCCAAAGAAAAUCAUGGAAGAUGCACUUCCGACCAUCGAAGGACUCAGAAGUCAAAUAUCACAGGCUCUUCUUCUGCUUGGCAUGAGCUUGUAUGAUACCGAGUACGAUUACAACGAUGCUGUCCUUGCACUCGCUACACCAGUACAAAUGCUCGCACAAGCUGUCGACACUAUGAGCCAGGUAAAAGACAUUGGCGGCAAGAUCUCCGCGCAAAAGAAGAAGGAAACCAUUCUCCUCAUCGUCAGUCUUAUCCUCAUGAUUGUCCCCUUCAUUUCGGAGGUUGGCUUCGCUGUAGCAGGGUUGUCCAACCUUGCACGCCUUGCUUUUGUGGCUGGCGAGGUUGCGAAUGGUGCUCUAGCCAUUGGCGAGAUCAUUGAAGAUCCCGAGAGUGCACCUUUCGCCGUUAUGGGUAUUCUCGCGGGUGCGGCAGGCAGAGGCGGAAAACCCGAAGCAACCUUUGCCGACGCGGCUAAGGCCAGGAGGGUUCUUCCAGAUGCUGGAGCUAUGGGGAAAACGUUCAAGGGGAUUGACGAGAAGUAUCAGAAGGUCAUGGGUCUGUGUAAAGCUUAA
Molecule: messenger RNA, 3723 nt
Organism: Alternaria atra
Lineage: Eukaryota; Fungi; Ascomycota; Dothideomycetes; Pleosporales; Pleosporaceae
Exons: 9
Coding region: 1-3723 (1240 amino acids)
Biological process (GO): carbohydrate metabolic process
Molecular function (GO): chitin binding; hydrolase activity, hydrolyzing O-glycosyl compounds
Source: RefSeq, a predicted model, not a curated record